AGAAUGCUUCUCAAUUUAACACAGCCUUUUCAGCAGUUUUUUUACAAUUCAAGCUGAAUUUUGGUAUAGGCACUUGUGCUUGCACCGCUUCAGCUUGCACUUGUGGCAAGUGUUUUGGAUACCUUGUUGUUGUGGAUUAGGGCGCUAAGCGUCGAGGCUCGUAUGUCCAACUUGAACUAUACCUUACCUUGACCUUGCUGUGGAACUUAAAAUUUGGGUUCCUGAUUUCCUUACCUAACAUUUCAAUACCUGUCAAUACCUAUCAACCUACCUUACCUCUUUCCCCCUGUCAAUUUUGAUUUAUUAGUUUCAGCGCGUGGGAAUGCACUGCUAUUUUUUUUUUUUAAAGAGCGAAUUUCAUUGAAACUCGUGCGCCACAGAUGGACAUUUUCGAUGGUCUUCUUAAAAAGCUGCUACAAAAGGGAAAGUGAGCUAAAUCGCUGAUGUUGACACAAUCGUCAUUUACACCUGAAAAUCAAAGUAUCUUUUUUACAAUACAUGAGUUUAAGGUCAACAGUUGUCAAAUUUGGUGAAAAAUUAGUUUAAUUGAUUCUGUUUGUCAUAAAUGCUACUUCUAGCGUAUUCCUCUUUUACCUCGUAUACGUCAUUUGCCGAGCUGCCCAAUCACGUUGAAGCUUUUGGCAUCGCAGAGGCAAAUGGCCACAGGCCACACCUCGGAUGUCACCGGAGUUGGAAAUCUUUGUUUGAAAUUUUUUAAAGAUUUCGAGUUUUCACACGAAAGGUAUUCAUACUUUCAAGUUUUAACUUGCUGGGUUCCUAAUAUACCUUGGCUGGGUUGUUUGAACAAAUCCCUCAGGCAGACACAAAAGGAGGGUUUUGGUGAAUAUCAAUUACCUUGAGACCUAGGUACCUACAAUAAGAGGAAAUGAGCAGCCGCUCAGAAUUUGGCAACCCGGAGGCACCUGGCUAUGUUGGCUUUGCCAACCUGCCCAACCAGGUGCACCGCAAGUCAGUCAAGAAGGGAUUUGGCUUCACUAUGAUGGUGGUUGGCGAGUCAGGGCUUGGGAAAUCGACCCUUGUUAAUAGUCUCUUUCUCACUGACUUGUACCCAGAACGACAGGUGCCAGCCGCCUCCGACGUGAUCAAGCGCACGGUUAAGAUCGAGGCUUCCACGGUAGAAAUCGAAGAGCGCGGUGUCAAGUUGCGGCUCACGGUUGUAGACACUCCAGGGUUCGGUGACGCCAUCGACAACACGAACUGCUUCGAGCCCAUUGUCCAGUACAUCGACGACCAGUUCGAAAAGUACUUCAAGGAUGAGUCCGGGCUGAACCGACGGAACAUCGUCGAUAACCGGAUACACUGCUGUUUCUACUUCAUCAACCCGGCCGGGCACGGCCUGAAGCCGCUGGACGUUCAGUUCAUGAAAAUGCUGCACAACAAGGUGAACUUGGUGCCGGUGGUGGCCAAGGCGGACACGCUGACCAAGGCCGAGAUGGACCGGCUGAAGGCGCGGCUGCGCACAGAGAUCGGCGAGCACGGCAUCCGCGUGUACCAGCUGCCGGACUGCGACACGGACGAGGACGAGGAGUACAAGGAACAGGUGAAGCAGCUGAAGGCGGCCAUGCCGUUCGCGGUGUGCGGCAGCAGCCAGCAGAUCGAGGUGGCAGGGAAGAAGAUCCGCGGUCGCCAGUAUCCGUGGGGCGUGAUCGACGUCGAGAACCCGAACCACUGCGACUUCAUCAAGCUGCGGACCAUGCUCAUGACACACAUGCAGGACCUGGACGACAUGACGCACGACAGCCACUACGAGAAUUACCGCUCGGAGCGGCUGGCGCGCCAGGCGGCGCCCAAGGCGCGCGCCGCCUCCGUCACCGGCGCCGACGACGUCUCCGAGAAGGACCGCAUGAUCCAGGAGAAGGACGCCGAGCUGCGGCGCAUGCAGGACAUGCUGCAGCGGAUGCAGGCGCAGAUCGCUCAGAGCAGCUCCAGUUCCCUGCAGUCAGUUGGCAGUCAGUAGUGCGGCGCCGCCCGGCCACCGGUCGUUGGCCUGCGCCCGGUCCGCAUACCGCCCGGGCUGUGCUGUCCGCGUGCAUAGGAGGGUGCGCGGCAAGGUGUCAGGGAAAAGAGGUCCAGACUGAGCGGGAUUCGUAUCCAACCCGAGGCGGACCAGUGAUCGACGGCGAUCGGUCCGUCCGCGACCAGAGGCUGAGUAGAACUCGUUCCGUUCGGCCGGCUCGAGCUCUCUGUAUUCGUAGCGUUCGCCUCAUUAAUCGCUUCCCGCUGCCGUGCUGGCUAGUAAUAACAGAGUGCGACCAGACGUGUUCAGUGCCACCCGCGAUGGCUUGCCGUAGACUUACGAUGGCGCUGAUUCUACCAUUGUUGGUACGCUCGAUUGGUCCUUCGGGGGCAGGGCGGGCGGAGGGGAUGCCGCCCUGCCAGCGCGCGGCAGGCGAAGGUACCCUCGGACAGUGUGUCUCGCCGAGUUAGGGCUGAGUGAGCUGAGUUAUCUGCUGAGGGCUGAGUGAAUUGAGUGAUUGCCGAGGGCUAAGGUGCUACGCUGUCUUGGAUACACCCCGUCCCGGCAGCUCCGAGAUGCUUCCUCUUUCCAAAUCAGCACGCUUCAGUGGGCUUUUACCACGUUAUUUUGUACCCAAAGGGCAGUGGCCUACCGGGAUAUGUAUAUGGCAUAAAAAUACAUUUUUUCACAUAUCAAA
Molecule: messenger RNA, 2675 nt
Organism: Amphibalanus amphitrite
Lineage: Eukaryota; Metazoa; Arthropoda; Thecostraca; Balanomorpha; Balanidae
Product: septin-2-like
Exons: 8
Coding region: 887-1978 (363 amino acids)
Biological process (GO): regulation of exocytosis; cell division; cytoskeleton-dependent cytokinesis
Cellular component (GO): septin complex; septin ring; cell division site
Molecular function (GO): GTPase activity; GTP binding; molecular adaptor activity
Source: RefSeq, a predicted model, not a curated record